Molecule: messenger RNA, 1403 nt
Organism: Oryctolagus cuniculus (rabbit)
Lineage: Eukaryota; Metazoa; Chordata; Mammalia; Lagomorpha; Leporidae
Gene: TMUB1
Product: transmembrane and ubiquitin like domain containing 1
Biological process (GO): ERAD pathway
Molecular function (GO): protein binding
Source: RefSeq, a predicted model, not a curated record
GUCCGCAGGGAAGAGGGCGGGGACUGCGCGGCGCGGGACUACAAAUCCCACAAUGCUCCGGACCGCGACGGCGGGGAAGGAGGGGUGCUUCAGGUGUCUGCGACCUCGGCGCCUCCCGCCCGGAAGUGCCCGAGGGGCCGAGAUGGAGCUGGCGGAGCCAGGCGCAUGGUAGCCUGGCGGGCAAGGCAGGUGCCAUGGCCCUGAUUGAAGGGGUGGGUGAUGAGGUGACUGUCCUUUUCGCGGUGCUUGCCUGCCUUCUGGUGCUGGCCCUCGCCUGGGUCUCGACACAUACCGCCGAGGGCGCCGACCCCCUGCCCCAGCCAUCAGGGGUCGCAACAGCAGCACAGCCCGGUGAAGUUAUGGGAGCCACCGCCACCGACAGCGUCAGAGGGGAGUCCCCAGGGGCCGAGACCCCCAGCCUGAGACACAGAGGUCAAGCUGCACAGCCAGAGCCUGGUGCAGGGGUCACAGCAACACCGCCACCCCCGGACUCCCCACAGGAGCCCCUAGUGCUGCGGCUGAAAUUCCUCAAUGACUCAGAGCAGGUGGCCAGGGCCUGGCCUCACGACACCAUUGGCUCCUUGAAAAGGACCCAGUUUCCCGGCCAGGAGCAGCAGGUGCGGCUCAUCUACCAAGGGCAACUGCUAGGAGACGACACACAGACCCUGGGCAGCCUUCACCUCCCUCCCAACUGCGUUCUCCACUGCCACGUGUCCACGAGGGUCGGGCCCCCGCAUCCGCCCUGCCCGCCGGGGUCAGAGCCAGGCCCCUCCGGGCUGGAAAUCGGCAGCCUGCUGCUGCCUCUGCUGCUGCUGCUGCUGCUCCUGCUCUGGUACUGCCAGAUCCAGUACCGGCCCUUCUUCCCCCUGACCGCCACUCUGGGCCUGGCCGGCUUCACCCUGCUCCUCAGCCUCCUGGCCUUCGCCAUGUACCGCCCGUAGUGCCUCCACGGGCUCUCGGCAGCGUCGCCGGCCCCUCCGGACCUCGCUCCCCAAGGCACAGCGGGAGCUGCUGCCUGCCCAGGCCCGCCUCUCCGGCCUGCCUCUUCCCGCUCCCCUGGAGCCCAGCCUUGCGCCGCAGAGGACUCCGGGAGCUGGCGGAGCCCCCUGCCUGUGACCGCCACGGCUCGGGGCCACCUCCUAGGGCUGCAGGCCCCCAGCCCUCACUGACAGUUGGCUCCUCGGGGUCAGGUACCUGCUGUCGAUGCCUUGGCCCUGGGCAAAGCCAGGCCACCCCCCUGGGCCCGUCUUAGUGUUCUGCCUGUGGACCCGGCCAUGUGUAGACCCUAACAGCUCCUCGGGCUGGUCUAGGGACGCAAAGACUGCGGUAGGCUGGUGCAGGGGAUGGGAGAGGGGCAGAGGUCUAUGAAAUAUGUGCAGAUUAAAAUAACUGUGAAGUUUUCA